This is a messenger RNA of Botrytis byssoidea, 144 nucleotides long. RefSeq lists its product as uncharacterized. Lineage: Eukaryota; Fungi; Ascomycota; Leotiomycetes; Helotiales; Sclerotiniaceae. The record is from RefSeq and is a predicted model, not a curated record. The transcript has 2 exons. The coding region runs from base 1 to 144 and encodes 47 amino acids.
AUGCUGGCGGGGGAUGGAUAUAGUCUAUUCUCCGAUGGUGAUUGGGAUGACGAGUGGCAACACACUUUGAAAGAUUUUGUCAAAUUAUGGCCAAGUGAGGAGAAGCCUACGGGAAAUAUCUUUGACACCGAAGAGGAGUAUUGA